This is a messenger RNA of Penicillium brevicompactum, 1299 nucleotides long. Its product is annotated as WD40 repeat domain-containing protein. Gene Ontology annotation, molecular function: protein binding. The transcript has 2 exons. Bases 1 to 1299 code for a protein of 432 amino acids. Lineage: Eukaryota; Fungi; Ascomycota; Eurotiomycetes; Eurotiales; Aspergillaceae. The record is from RefSeq and is a predicted model, not a curated record.
AUGGAAACGAAAUCAGUUCAGACCCAAUCUCCGGCCACCCCGGUUUACAUUCUUCGUGGGCAUACAGCGCCAAUCCAUGCACUGCACAUCUACAACCAAAACUUACGCCUAAUAUCCGGCGAUGCCAAUGGCUGGAUUGUUGUUUGGGACCUGGUAACGAAGCGGCCAGUGGCAUCAUGGAAAGCCCAUGCAGGUGCCGUGCUCGAAGUGAAGGGCUUCAAGCUCGGCUCAGGUGUGACUGAGAUUUACACACAUGGCCGCGAUCACAAACUAUGUGUGUGGAAGAUUCGUAUUGAAGACGAAGAAUUUCUUGACAAGGCAUUGCCAGUGGAUUCAAAUGAAGACGAGCAGGCGCGCAAGACCCAGCCUUGGCUGCUUCAUUCUUUGCCCGUGAAUGCACUCAAUUUCUGCGCCUUUUCAAUGAUAUUCCUUACAUCGGAUGGCCUUCCUGGUGUGCCGUCUCAGCCAACGAAGCCCGAGACUACUCUUUUUGCUGUCCCCAAUGCCCUGGACUCAGGCGGUAUCGAUAUCUUCCAUCUGCCAUCAGAGCGCCGGAUCAGCACCAUUGCUUCGGAUGCAUCAACGAAAACUGGCAUGCUCAUGGCUGUAAACCUUUUUGUUGCCCCCACUGGAGAUAUCUAUGUUGCUUCUGCUUACGAAGAUGGCCAUGUCAUGGUCUUUCAUCACCGAGGGACUCUCACUCCGACGACAUUUGAGCGUGAAAGCAUCGCCAAGAGCCCUUUGAAAUGGGAUAGACUCUACGCUUGUCGCCCCCAUACCCAGCCAGUUUUAUCUUUGGAUUUUUCUCCUUCUCUUGAAUAUUUUAUUUCAUCCUCGGCGGAUGCUCUGCUUGUCAAACACCCCAUUCCAAAUGCAGGUCCUGUUGGGUAUAUCCCAACCGCCGGCUACAAGGAAGAGUCACCUUUAAAAACUGUCAAUACGAAACAUUCAGGCCAGCAGGGUCUGCGAAUACGGUCGGAUGGCAAGGUCUUUGCUACUGCCGGUUGGGACAGCAGGGUUCGAGCAUAUUCUGGCAAAACCAUGAAAGAGCUGGCUGUGCUCAAGUGGCAUAAGGACGGUUGUUAUACUGUUACAUUUGGAGAGAUUAUAGACGUCCCUUCACUCCUCCCAUCAACGAGAUCCACAGGCCCGAGCCCCCAGGAUGAAGAGAGCCAACAAGCAGAACGUGACUACUCCCUCGCGACGGUUCAGCAGCAGCGAAAUCAAAAAGCACAACAAACUCAUUGGCUAGCAGCUGGAUCCAAAGAUGGAAAGAUUUCAUUAUGGGAUAUCUACUGA